This is a messenger RNA of Drosophila subobscura, 2156 nucleotides long. RefSeq lists its product as uncharacterized. The record is from RefSeq and is a predicted model, not a curated record. Gene Ontology annotation, cellular component: chitin-based extracellular matrix. Lineage: Eukaryota; Metazoa; Arthropoda; Insecta; Diptera; Drosophilidae. Bases 514 to 1932 code for a protein of 472 amino acids. Gene Ontology annotation, molecular function: structural constituent of chitin-based larval cuticle. The transcript is spliced from 4 exons.
GAAUUUUUGAAGUUUUUAAACCGUCAACUAAGCGCGCUGCGAAUUUAGUGGCAAUCGAGCCAGAGAGCUGUACAGACGGACACCACGGACACGAGACGACGCGAAACUUGAGCCGCAAAAACGAAACCGAAAACCGAAACCAAAACCGAAUCUAAAGAUUGCAUCUCGCGUGGGUCGGCAAUCGGAAGUGCAAUUCUCUUCUCUUCUCUUCUCAUCUCUGCUGUAGCAGGCAGCCACCCGACUCCACACUCUCUAUCGCUCUGGAGCGGCGGAACUAAUUGAACGACGGCAAAACACUUGGAGAUCUCAUCUCGAACUGGGAUAAUUGUUAUUACAUUCGAAUGUCGGGGAUGAGGGUUGCCAAAAUUGGCUAAAGAUAACGAAUAUUCGGUGUAAAAAUUGUUAAGUUGUGCGUGUGAAGGCAAGCGUGAAAGAAAACAAGAAGAAAAUUGCAAAUUAAGAUCUUUGUGCCUCAAAGAAGGGAUCCAAGACAACAAGAGAAAACCCAACAUCAUGAGGAUCUGUCUGCUGGCAUUCGUUGCCCUGGCAGCGUUUAUCUCUGAUAUUGGAGCCAGUCAGAGUCCCAGCUCCAGUCAGUACCACAUCCAGACGGAUGAGGGGCCAGAGCGGUAUUUCCGCUUCCAAACGGACAACGGACAGUUCCGGAAGGAGAAGCGUCUGCAGGAUGGCACUGUCAUAGGCACUGAGGCAUGGAUCGAUGCGGCGGGGUAUCUACGACAGAAGGACUACAUAGCCGACAAGCAGGGCUAUAGAAUACUCAAGUCCAAGACCAUCUAUGUGGGCCAGGGACGUCCCAUUGAGGAUGCCAUCAAAUCCACAAAGGCAGCGCCUGCACAGUCCGGCAUACUGGUCGAUGGAGGAUCUUCGGGUGCUGGUUCCAGGAACACCUUUGGCGGCUAUCAAAGACCCGCCUAUGGCUACGUUAGUUCCACAACUUCGACCACCACUCAAGCUCCGCCUUUGGACUUGCAGCUGGACUUGGAUCCACUGGUGGACUCUGGCGUGGGCAAGCUCAACUAUCUGCCGCCAGAAGAGGCAGCCAAGAUCCAGCCUCAGUCCCAGCUGGGCUUCGAUCACUAUCCGGAUGAGCUGCCUCGAGCGAGGGGCCAACUAUUGUCCGGUCAGCACACGCCGCUGGUGCACAUCCAGCCGAAUGCAGAGCCCGUGGACAAUGGCCUCAAUGCCAUCAACGUGUACGAUGCGGAGGCGCAUAGGGACUUUGGCCAUGGACAAUUUGGAUCGGUGAUCAGCUCCACGACGCCGCAACCGCCGCUGCUGUCGAUGCUGCCACCCUUGGGCACUCCGCACAGACGCCGCCUGCGUCCGCGUCCCACUGCCAUUGGGAUUGUCUCCAGCACUCCAUCGCCCAUUGCUGCCGGGGAUUCCUAUGGAUUCUCUGUUCCAGCGCCAUUUGCUGCACCGCCUUCGGCUGCGCCGCCUUCUGGCUAUCAUUAUGCGCCCUCGGCAACGCCCUCAACGAGUGGUUAUGCUCCCUCCUCAGCCUCAAAUAGCGGUUAUGGCUACUACACGCCCAAUUCCCCGCUGGAGGUGAAUUCGCUGGAGGCUGCUCUACUGCCACCGCUGCCAUCUCGAGCAUACCGCCGCCGCCUGCGUCCCGUGCAGAGCAAUCACUUGGAUGAGCUCAGUGCCGCUGGCUACGAUGGUGUGGGCACCACUCGCAACGGUUUCCGGUAUGUGCUGCCAAAGCAGUACCACGAGGAGGAGACGAGCCCGGCGGAUGGCAAGCGGGCGGGCAGCUUUGGCUACGUGGAUCCCUUCGGCAUUCGGCGCGUGGUCUACUACAAUGCCUCCCCGGGACGGGGCUUCAUUCACAGGAACAACAAUCAGUAUGUGGGUGCGAAUGGAGCGCCCUACGAUGCGCCGGGUCCAGCGCAGCUGGUGAAUGAGUAGAGUUCUCCCACACAUUUAAUCUUUCCCGAAGCACUGCCUCCCCUCCUCCAAGCGGAGCCUCUCUCUCUCACACAUGAAGCACCAAAACUAACCGUAGAACCUCAGAAUAACACUUAAGAUUAACCAUGUACAUAAUCCCCGCUUUUAGCAUCAUUCUCUCUCACUCUCUCUGUCUAUCUCUUCCACACACACACAAAGAAAACGACAUCUGUGUUAAUUAAUUU